GGGGCUCAGCUGUCUCACCUGUCCCAUCCCCCCUGUCCCAGGUGAGGCACCUGGAGGUGUCGAGCGCGUCCAUGGCCGAGGAUCUGUGCAGGAAGAGCGCCAUCAUCCAGAGCUUCGUGCGCGACAGCCGCACAGAGGCCGCGGGCCCGGCGGGUCCCCCCCGGCGCGGGGCGGGGUCGGGGGCGGGGCCAGGCGAGGAGGGGCUGCGGGAGAUGAACAAGAAGCUGCAGAACCUUCUGGAAGAGCAGCUGACCAAGAACCUGCACCUGGCCCAGGACCUGGAGUCGCUGUCCCAGGAGCUGGCGCAGCUCAGGAAGGAACAAGCGGCACCCCCGGGACCCCCCUGAGGGGCGUGGCUUCCUCUCGUGGGCGGGGCCUCGCCCCCCGCCCCUCCGUAAGCUCCGCCCCCCGGCUGGGGCGCUGCUGCGGGGGGGGGCGUUGCCCUUUUAAUAACGCUGUGGACCCCACCGGCGCUGCCCCUUUAAGGCGGGAGCGUUCCCUCCGUGGCGUUGCCCCUUUAAGGCGGAGCCCCGGAGGUCGUUGCCCCUUUAAGAGCGGGGCCGUUCCUCGCCCCUUUAAGGCGGACGUGGUCCCCACUGUGGCGUUGCCCGUUUAAGGGGGGGGGGGUCCCGCAUGCGUCCCCCUCCCUUCAAUAAACCCGAUGUGAA
Malurus melanocephalus (red-backed fairy wren) is the source of this 668-nucleotide messenger RNA. It is a transcript of the gene GRIPAP1, whose product is annotated as GRIP1 associated protein 1. The transcript is spliced from 3 exons. Gene Ontology annotation, cellular component: extrinsic component of postsynaptic early endosome membrane; glutamatergic synapse; postsynaptic recycling endosome. Gene Ontology annotation, biological process: regulation of neurotransmitter receptor transport, endosome to postsynaptic membrane; regulation of recycling endosome localization within postsynapse; neurotransmitter receptor transport, endosome to postsynaptic membrane. Bases 72 to 347 code for a protein of 91 amino acids. The record is from RefSeq and is a predicted model, not a curated record. Lineage: Eukaryota; Metazoa; Chordata; Aves; Passeriformes; Maluridae.